UAUUUGCCUGAACUUUGGUCCAAUAUAAGUUGUCCUGUUGGCAAACACUGACAUCUAGUGUUGAGACCGAUAACAGCAGUGGGCGGAGCUCCUGCUUAAACCUCCAGGAUCACUUCACACGGGAGCAGGAAAACGAGAGAGAGUCGGUUUAUCUGUCAACGCCGAUUGACGAAAGACUGAGCCAGAUUAAGAUCUGUUUUGCCUUCCUCUGAUCUGUGCACCCGCCACAGCAUGUCUUUCUGUCGGUUUUCUGGCGGUGAGAUCUACAAGGAUCAUUUUAAACCAGGUAUUUAUGUGUGCUCCCAGUGUAACCAUCCACUCUUCUCCAGUCGGUCCAAGUUCCCCAACUCAUCCCCUUGGCCUGCUUUCACUGACACCAUCAGAGAAGACAGUGUCACCAAGAUGAUGGAGACUCUCACUGCCUACAAGGUUCUUUGUGGCAAGUGUGGCAAUGGGUUGGGCCAUGAGUUUGUAAACGACGGCCCAGAAGAAGGAGUCUCACGGUUUUGAAUUUUCAGCCACUCACUUAAGUUUGUCCCCGCUAAAGGGAAGGACAAACAGUAAUGAGUGAGAUAUGACUCCUCAGUCCUGCUGCUGUAUCUGCGGCUCAGCCCGGGACCCGUGAACAGGUCGGCUCAGUGGGUGACGUGGACAGGAAAAAAGCCUGAGAGGGACGCCCUGUUCACUGAAGAAUCUUUGACCUGCCUGUGACACAGUGACAUUACCACACCUCUGCAAAUACUCCUUUACGAAAAUAUUACAGUCCUAGAAUACCUUAUUCAACAUACAUAUCAAUGUAAUUCUUAAUACAUAAUAUUCCAGAAGGUACAUGUAGCCGUAUGUUCUGUGCACUGAAGUCACAAUAAUGUGAUAGCAAGAAACUGUUAACCAAGUGUUUGUACAGUGUGAUAAAGUUAUUUUGACUAGUA
Scatophagus argus is the source of this 929-nucleotide messenger RNA. It is a transcript of the gene msrb1b, whose product is annotated as methionine sulfoxide reductase B1b. Gene Ontology annotation, molecular function: peptide-methionine (R)-S-oxide reductase activity. NCBI's taxonomy places the organism in Eukaryota, Metazoa, Chordata, Actinopteri, Scatophagidae. The record is from RefSeq and is a predicted model, not a curated record. The transcript is spliced from 4 exons.